This is a messenger RNA of Electrophorus electricus (electric eel), 2349 nucleotides long. RefSeq names its product ras homolog family member Ua (gene rhoua). The record is from RefSeq and is a predicted model, not a curated record. Gene Ontology annotation, biological process: small GTPase-mediated signal transduction. Lineage: Eukaryota; Metazoa; Chordata; Actinopteri; Gymnotiformes; Gymnotidae. Gene Ontology annotation, molecular function: GTP binding; GTPase activity.
AAAAUUGAAAUCUCCGUUCUCUCGUUAGAUGAUGUCAUACUGCUGGAGUACAGCAAUGGGGCUGGUUCAUAUGAGCAAAGAGAGGAGGAGUGGACCUGUAUCUUCUCACGAAAACUGAGCGCAAAUGUGUUGGUAUCCCAAAGACCCCUUUGUUCGAUUUAAUCAGAAUAAAUCUUUGUAUAGCCUUUAUUUUUGUCUUUAUUGAAACAACACUGGAUCCAAUGAAAGAAAUGGAUUGGCGAGAUUAGGAUUAGGCGCUCACUUCACAGCGAUGCCUCCGCAGGGUGUUGGAGAGUAUAAACCUGUUACAGGCACAACAGUCCCACCGGUACCGCCAAGAAGAUUUCGUAGUAGGAAUUUAUGCAAAAAGACCCGUUUCGCGUCCGCGGCAGAGCGCAAGGUGAAAUGUGUACUCGUGGGCGACGGUGCUGUUGGUAAAACUAGUCUAAUAAUCAGUUACACUACCAAUGGAUAUCCCACGGAGUAUGUCCCGACAGCUUUUGACAAUUUUUCAGCGGUAGUAGCUGUUGAUGGCAAGCCUGUAAAACUGCAGCUCUGUGACACUGCAGGCCAGGAUGAGUUUGACAGGCUGCGGCCUCUGUGCUACACCAACGCUGAUGUCUUCCUGCUGUGCUUCAGUGUUGUCACACCCUCCUCCUUCCAGAAUGUACGGGAGAAGUGGGUCCCAGAGAUCCGACGGCACUGCCCACGAGCCCCCAUACUUCUUGUGGGAACCCAGGCUGACCUCCGCCAGGAUGUCAAGGUUCUCAUUCAGCUGGCCAAGUACAAAGAGCAGCCAGUGGAACUGCAGGAAGCUUGUGCGUGUGCUGAGGAGGUGCAUGCCGUGUCCUACAUGGAGUGCUCAGCGCUUACCCAGAAGAACCUGAAAGAGGUGUUUGAUGCAGCCAUAUUGGCUAGCAUCCAACACAUGGACAUGCAGCAGCAGAGGAUAGCAAAGCGCACACCCAAUAAGAUGAGGACGCUCUCUGAGUCCUGGUGGAAGAAAUAUUGCUGCAUGGCAUAAAGCAACCUUUAUGGAUACAUGCAGCUUUUAGUGUUGUCGUGGUCAAACUGCCAUUUAAUUAGGGGAAGGACAUGAAACUUACUUCAUCAGGGUUUGCUUGGAAAUGUUUCUUUUUAUGAAUAGAAAGUAAAAUGUUCCUGGAAUUUAGUGGGAUCACUGCACUGUAGAAGAGAUGAGUGAGAUGGAAAGAUUCACCGCAAACAAUCGCUACACCCUUCCAUUCUUUACAAUAGAAGAUAUAAAGCCAUCUGUUCUGAGAUCAGUUGCCUGAAUACAGUUUAAGCCUUCCUCAGAUUGGACAUGCUCUGAGAAAUAAACUGUCCAAUUCUUUUUUGCAAUACAAUAAAGUCUUUAAAGCUCUCCAUAGGCAUCCAGUUGUACACUGUAAAGGUUAAUUCAACAUUGGUGUUUUUCAGUGCCUCAAAUGCAUUAAGAUAUCCCUGUAAAUUUCCUCUUACAAUCAGACUGCCUACACUGUGAAAUAGCAAGUCUCUUUGGUUGUCCGAGCAAGACUUAAUUACUUUACAAAUGCAUAUUUAUGUUAUGCUCUUUCCUUCUCCAUGAAUGUAUUGCUAAAUCCUAAUUAAAUAAACGGGAUGAGUGGCCAUCCUAAAGCUGGGAUAUUUUAGUUUUUCUCUUGGUAAGUGUCCAAAGCUUGUGUACAUCAAUUUAUAGAAUCAUUCAAUUGCUAUUUCUCACAAACCUUCACUGCAUUUUACAACAUAGAUAUUCUGGAACAUCAUCAUUUGCUUAAUUUCUGAGUUGUCAAACCUGCUAAGUCAGUUAUUUUAAGAGUUAAUCCAGAACUUCUAUUCAAAAUAUAUCAUAAGGUUGUAGUCAUUAAGGUGAGCUAACUAUUCAGUAGGCAAGUUCAGGUUUGUGUUUGGUCUGUCCCUUGGCUAUCUGGGGCUCAUUAAUAAAUGUCACCAUAGCAGAAGUAGGUGAAUUGUUUGUUUCAUCAGCGCUAGAAUUAAAAAGAGGGUGAAUGAUUUGUAAUGUCUUCAGUCGUUGAUUACAAAACAAAGAAUGUCAUGUAAAAUCCAGAAAUAGUACAGAUUGGUGACCCAUGUAGCACCUUACCUAAUCCUUGCAGAAGGCCUUAUUAAUGAUGGUGCACACUGGUCAUGAUUCUUUCUAUUACUGGUACUGGAUGUAUAAUUGCCUGAACUGACAUGGACAGUGGAAUGUAAACAACUUCAUAAAGUGCCCAAAAUGGUUUAUGUCUGUCUCAGGUAAAGCAGCAUCACAAAAGUGUAGAAUUCCAGUGUUGUUUAAUAAUCUUUGGAUAAAGAGACCUUUGCAUUAAAAAAUUGUUUGUUUGUUAA